AUGACAGUGGAUAUACAUUUAUGGGCCGAUUCAAUACUUAUCAGAGCUCUAACUGUACUAAUUAUCCUAACUUUACUUUACAUUACUAUCAUAUACUUGGCUGAUCAUUUUGUAAUAAAAACGUAUCCAUUCAUCACUACACCAAGUUCGUCAUCAAUUGACAACGAAAUAGAGGAUUCACCCAGCCUACAAAACCUGCCACGACUGCUCAGAUUACGAAAGGAAGCCUUUUAUAUACAAUACAACAACAGUUCCCAAUUUCUACGUCGUGACUCAUUUGCGGUAAAUGAAUUUUAA
This is a messenger RNA of Lodderomyces orthopsilosis Co 90-125, 297 nucleotides long. RefSeq lists its product as uncharacterized. Lineage: Eukaryota; Fungi; Ascomycota; Pichiomycetes; Serinales; Debaryomycetaceae. The coding region runs from base 1 to 297 and encodes 98 amino acids. The transcript has a single exon. The record is from RefSeq and is a predicted model, not a curated record.